This is a messenger RNA of Symbiodinium sp. CCMP2456, 880 nucleotides long. The record is from the annotation of a GenBank genome assembly. Lineage: Eukaryota; Dinophyceae; Suessiales; Symbiodiniaceae.
GCAGCAUCCCGGACAACCUCUUCCACAGCAAUGACCGGCAUCACGACCCACGGCACGGUCCGAACAUGUACCAGGUGAACGAACAUUUCGUCAAGCCCCUCACCCGGGCUGCUGGGGGCAUGAGCUACGCGCUGAUGCUGCAUCCGAGAGGCCUUCCCUGUGAAGUCUUCAUCUCUCAUGCGUGGGCUGAGGGUGUCUUCGAGUUUGCCGACGCUGUGCUUCGCGCGUGGCCGCUCGGGAAGUGGAACCUCUACUGCUGUCUCUUGGCGAAUCCGCAAAACUUAGACAUUUCGGAGCUGCUGGACGUGGCGCCUUCGGUCAGCCCCUUCGCUGAUGCGCUGAAGGUGGCAUCGCAUGUCGUGGUCGUUCCCAACAGCACAGUGGCCGUGUACACGCGCCUCUGGUGUGUCUACGAGGCUUACUUGGCGACGAGGCUUCAGAAAGUCUUCCUGAUGCCGGCGCGGGCGGAGAAGAACAAAGCCAGGCAUGCAUUCUGCAGGUGGCUCCUAACCCCCGUGGUCCUGGGCGUCGCCGUGGGCCUCUGCAUGUCGCUGCUGCCCGUCGCGCAGACCGAGGAGUUCAGGCAGAACGCGGGCCGGGCUUUGGCCUUCACCACAAUCUGCAAUGCCUUUGGCGUGAUGCUUACCGCCAUGUGGCCUCAUCUGUGCCUGAAGCCCAUGCUGCUGCAGCUCUUUGAUGCGGGCUUGCUCUUCGCGUACUCGGUCGUGGGCAGCAGCUACUUCAUCGCUUCCUUCAAGGCCCGUCCUACUCUGGAGACGCACAUGCAGUCUGGAGUUGGCCCGCUUGUGCUUCGAUAUCUGCUGGUGAUCAGCGUGGUGGUGCUGAACUUGGGCAUCGUGAGCCAGAACGUGGUGUGCAU